AUGGUCAUGGAUUCUGAAUUUGUUGAUGUAUCACAAGGAGAUGUAGGUUCUUCCUCAUCGAAUAUGCAGACUUAUGUUCCUAAUGUAGUGUGCGAAAAAAUUCCAAAAGUUGGACAAGAGUUCGAAUCAUUUGACGAAUCUCAAAACUAUUACAAUGAAUAUGCUAGGGAGGCUGGUUUUAGUGUUCGAUUGUCUUCUACGAAGAGGAACAAAUCUAAUGAAUUUAUUAGAAGGGAAUUCGUUUGCUUCAAAGAAGGGAUUCGGGAAGAAGGAAGUUCAAAAUCUAAUUGUAUUAGGAAACGUGGUUUAACUAGAGAAGGAUGUAAGGCAAAGAUGAUUGUUGUGAAGUCAACUUCUAAGCCAGUUUUUGUUGUUACCCAAUUUCAUGCGAUCCAUAAUCAUAUACUUACAACACCAAGGAAGGUGCAUAUGUUACGGUCUCAUCGUUCCAUGUCAAAUGCAAAAAAGGCACUAACACAACAAUUUGCUGCUGCGAAUAUCCCCAUACAUCAACAAAUUAGUAUUUUGGAGGUACAAGCUGGAGGUAUAGAAAAUAUUGGGUGCAUCGAGAAAGAUUUUUACAAUGCUCGACGAGACGAAGUGAAGUCGUAUGCAGGACAUGAUGCUCAAAUGUUAUAUGAGUAUUUUCAGGCAGAAAAGGACAAGAAUCCUGAAUUCUUUUUCACCUUUAAAAUGGAUGUUGAAAGCAAGGUCACUCAUUGUUUUUGGGCUGAUUCAGGAUGCAGAAGAGCAUAUGCUGCGUUUGGGGAUGUUGUGGUUUUUGACACCACUUAUAACACCAAUCGUUAUAGUAUGAUAUUUGCACCAUUUGUUGGAGUGAAUCAUCAUGGGCGUACCAUACUCUUAGCAUGUGCAUUUUUAAGUGACGAAACAACAGAAUCUUUCUUAAGGCUUUUGCAACAAUUAUUGGCCGCUAUGCCAGCAGGUGCUCCGAAAAUGAUUAUAACUGAUCAAGAUCCCGCUAUGACUAGAGCUAUUGGUGAGUUAUUUCCCCACACUGUGCAUAGAUAUUGUAUGUGGCAUAUCUUGAGCAAGUUUUCAGAGAAGUUAGAUGCAAUAAAGUGGAAAGAACACUACACGGAGUUCCAUAAAUGCAUAUGGGAGUCUGAGAGUCCAGAUGAAUUUGAAGUGGCAUGGUCUAGGGUGAUUCAGCACAGUGGUUUUUCUGGCAAUGAGUGGUUGAAAGGGUUGUACGAUAUUCGACAUAAGUGGAUUCCUGCUUAUGUUAAUGGAACAUUCUCUGCAGGCAUGUCCAGUAGUCAACGAGUGGAAGGUUGUCACUCAUUUUUCAAAAAAUUUGUGUCUAAGAAAAACACUUUGAUGGAUUUUGUGGUGAGAUUUACUCGAGCAUUGAAACACCAACGACAUCAAGAGUUAGCUCUUGAUCAUAAAGAUGUCAACGAGCACCCUAUCCUUAAAACGAUGUGCCCAAUAGAGAAGAAAACAAGUGAGUUAUACACACAGAGCAUAUUUUAUAAAUUUCAAGAAGAAUUGUACCAAAGCAUGGCUUACAUUGUAGCAGUUGACCAUGAUAUUAUAGAUAAAUGCAUGUAUCAUGUUCAUAGAGAUGAGAGAGGUGAUGGAAGGGUACGUAAAGUAAUAGAGGAUAAAGCUACGAAUUACAUGAGUUGUAGUUACAAGAAAUUUGAGUCUUGUGGCAUUGUUUGUCGGCAUAUAUUGGCUACGUUUAGUAGGAUUCAAUUGGCAAAACCAUUGCUGGAUGUGUAUAUGUUACGUAGAUGGACUAAGGCUGCAAAAUCAUUGAGUCCAUUUAAUGUUGCGGGUGAGAGAGUCAAUUGUGAUGCUUCACUAGUUGUAUAUCACAAUACCUUACAUAAACUUGCAUCAAAUAUAAUUGAUGAUGCUUUUGUGAGUCGCGAGACUUGUGAAUUGGCAAUAGAAUUGUUUGAGUCUGUUCACAACAAGAUCAAGUCCAUGUCCUUAAGUGAUGGACAACAAUCUAUUCCAAGUGUUGCUCUUUCAGAGCCUGUUUAUCAAGAGCCGGACAAGGUUGUGGAAAGAGGUUAA
Molecule: messenger RNA, 2049 nt
Organism: Tripterygium wilfordii
Lineage: Eukaryota; Viridiplantae; Streptophyta; Magnoliopsida; Celastrales; Celastraceae
Product: protein FAR1-RELATED SEQUENCE 5-like
Exons: 2
Coding region: 1-2049 (682 amino acids)
Biological process (GO): regulation of DNA-templated transcription
Molecular function (GO): DNA-binding transcription factor activity; sequence-specific DNA binding
Source: RefSeq, a predicted model, not a curated record